AUGUACAAGACCAACGCCCAUAUUGCUACAUACGACGACCCCGGUGAUGAUGAACAAGAUUCCUCCGAUGACGAUCCCUCCAUCGAGCCCUCUGUGUUGCCAUCGCCACCUGCUAAACGCGCUCGCGUAGAGACACAGACCCAACAGCCCACACAUACCGACGUUGAUGACGGCCAGACGCCACAACAACGCCAAGUCAAUGCUCAACGACAGCAAGCCCAUGCACAAGAACCAGCCGAGGUACAACAACGUGAGCCUAACCCAGACAACGGCAGAAGAGCCUUCUAG
Molecule: messenger RNA, 288 nt
Organism: Penicillium samsonianum
Lineage: Eukaryota; Fungi; Ascomycota; Eurotiomycetes; Eurotiales; Aspergillaceae
Exons: 2
Coding region: 1-288 (95 amino acids)
Source: RefSeq, a predicted model, not a curated record